AUGUCCAGCGACCCUCCACCGCCCUACCCGGGAGGCCCCUCAGCGCGCCCCCCCCCCGCGGCAGAUGGCGUGCCUCCAGUGGUGGGACAACCCCAGGGGGUUCCCAUUCCUCCUCCUGAAUUUGGGCCCCCGCCAUAUGAGCCACCCUCGCAGCCAGGGUUCAUACCCCCCCAUAUGCCCACAGACACCUCUGGACCCUAUGUGCCUCCAGGUUACUACCCCCCACCAGGCCCUCACCCCUCCAUGGGCUACUACCCGGCCCCAGGCCACUACCCCUCUCCUGGCGGCCACACAGCCACAGUGCUGGUCCCCUCGGACACCACCGUAACAGUGCUGCAGGGCGAGAUCUUCCAGGGUGCCCCAGUGCAGACGGUGUGUCCCCACUGCCAGCAAGCAAUCACCACCAAGAUCACCUACGAGAUCGGGCUCAUGAGCUUCCUUCUCGGCUUCUUAUGCUGCUUUGUGGGGUGUGAUCUUUGCUGCUGCCUGAUCCCCUGCCUGUUUGAUGACUUCAAGGAUGUGACACACACGUGUCCCAACUGCAAGGCCUACAUCUACACGUACAAGCGCAUGUGCUAACAGCACCCUGGGAGCCUGAGCCACUGGAAUGACGCCGGCCUCUCU
Molecule: messenger RNA, 624 nt
Organism: Nestor notabilis (Kea)
Lineage: Eukaryota; Metazoa; Chordata; Aves; Psittaciformes; Psittacidae
Gene: CDIP1
Product: cell death-inducing p53 target 1
Biological process (GO): intrinsic apoptotic signaling pathway in response to DNA damage by p53 class mediator; tumor necrosis factor-mediated signaling pathway
Molecular function (GO): zinc ion binding
Source: RefSeq, a predicted model, not a curated record